Molecule: messenger RNA, 1518 nt
Organism: Ectocarpus siliculosus
Lineage: Eukaryota; Phaeophyceae; Ectocarpales; Ectocarpaceae
Source: the annotation of a GenBank genome assembly
GCAGUGUAGCGAACACGUGACAGAGACAACCAUGAGAGUGAUGGUAGGCGUGAAGCGUGUGGUCGAUUACGCGGUCAAAGUCCGGAUCCAACCCGACAAAGCAGGGGUUGAGCUGAAGAAUGUGAAGAUGUCCAUGAACCCGUUCUGCGAAAACGCGAUGGAGGAAGCCGUCAAGUUGAAGGAGACGAAGGCAGCAAGCGAAGUCAUCGCCGUGUCCAUCGGGCCCAAGGCAGCCAAGGACACUCUGAGAACAGCCCUCGCCAUGGGUGCGGACCGAGGGGUUCACGUCAUGACGGACGACGCCGUCAGAACCGACCAGGGCUUGGAGCCGUUGGCGGUUGCGGGCUUGCUCAAGAAGGUGGUAGAAGAGCAGAAGGUGGACCUGGUGCUUCUUGGAAAGCAGUCCAUCGAUGGUGACUGCUCGCAGACCGGACCGAUGUUGGCGGGGAUGCUUGGUUGGCCCCAGGCGACCUUCGCCGCUAAGGUUACUGUGGUGGAAGCGGGAAAGCAGCUGGAAGUGGAGAGAGAAACGGACACGGGCACACAGGUGCUGUCGGUCCCUCUUCCCGCCGUCGUUACCGCAGACCUCCGCCUCAACGAGCCUCGGUACGCGACCCUCCCCAACAUCAUGAAGGCAAAGAAGAAGACCGUAGAUGUGCUGACCGCGGCGGACAUGGGCGUGGAUCUCAAGCCACGAACCACCGUCAUCGAGGUGGUACCACCCCCUGUUCGCCAAGGUGGCGUGAUUGUAGAGAGCGUCGAUGAGCUCAUCGACAAGCUCAAGACCGAGGCGGGAGUGCUCCAGUAAUCCAACAAUAUAGUACUACCAGCCACGCCACGCACGCCUAGGUGGAACCUUACUUGGUUGCACGGAACAACAAUAAUGUAUUUCGUUAAUUGAUUGGUUUUAGUUCCAUUGUGUUUGGCGAACCCGAAUUUUUGAUACUGUAGCGUGGCCAACUGGGGACGUCCUUUUCGCGGUACGGCAGUACGUUACCAUGGGAAUACCGCGUACAUACGCUGCACGACUUGCUGUGUUGCUUCUUCAGUAGUACUCGCAUUCCCAGCACCCUCCUCCAAGCAGCAGCAGCAUUGUCCUACCGUACGAUGGAUGGAUGGAUGCCUUGCGUGUUCCUGUUAACCGCGGUACUUUAUCAGACAACAAUCAAUCCCGAGUGACGGAUGAAAAAAUCCUUGGUCCGACGAUAAGAGUCUAGGAAUUACGAUGGAGAGUGAUGGGUAGGGGUGGGGUUGGCCGGGGUGCGAAGGGGGGGAGCAAGGAGGCAUUCGGCACACCGCGAGCCCACCGUCUUUAGUUUUGGGCAGGACCUAGAACAAGUCGGUCAUAUUUGGUAACAACUUCAAGUUGGGAAGGCAAUUUCCUGUAGUUUUGAAACCGUGGUGGUUCAUGUUCGGAAUGGAAUGGUUCCGUAUGGUUUCGGGGCAACUAGCGGCAUGCAUGUGGUCUUGGACCGCCCGUUUUGACUGCACCGGUCAUUUGACUUGCGCUUCACAGCA